GGCAAGUGGGAAGGCGCGCUGAUCGCCAAUAUGGUCGCCAUCUUACGAGAGCUUCUAAUAUUUGUCAAGUUCAGCGGUAAAUUUAAAGAAUAAACGUAGUGAAAGUACUUUUUCAUUACCUGCCUUGCGACAAUCUAGGGAGAACUAGCGAGAGCUCAAUCAGCACUAAGGAGAAAGAAGCAGUUUAAACGUUUCGCGCUGUACAGAAAAUGGUAAAACAUUUUAUUAUUACAAGAGAAUGGUGUCAGAACAGAGCUGCAGUAGUAUCAUACGACGAAAGGAAUUUUCGAUCACGUGAAUUGCGCGUUAGUUUUAUUAUUUCUAUCGUGUCAAAUGUAUUUCGUCGCAAUUAUUUGAAGCAGCUAAUCAAAUUGAGUACGACUUUGAUGUGUUCUUCAGAACAGGCUGCUCGGUCACGUCAGCCAUCUGGCGGCCAUUUUGUAUACAUGGCUGCUCGGCGAAGCCUCUCCCCACUCUUAGCCGCACGCCAGUCACUAAAGCGCGGGCUAAGGUUCAAGUUGCAUUUUAGAUGCGAGCGAACGCACAUCGUUUUCGGUUAGUGGUCAUGAAUUAAGUGAAAUCUUGGGUACUUCAACGAAGAUACAACAACUUGUGCGGGUGGUGUCUCGGUGUGGACUCUGGCGAUCGACAAUUCGGGGAUCGAGCCCACUGGAACGGUGGAGGGUGAUUCGGCGGCGUUGACCGUUUCUGGAGCAGUAAAUAUUCGACCGUACCAGAGUUACAAGUGAUUGGAUAUUUUUGGAGGAUCCCAGAAUAAUCACCGCGUCAAAAUAAGAUCCGUUCCAGAGUCGAUAUGAGGCAAUUACCGUGGAUCUCGUACUUCCUCCAAUUACUUCUGUUGACCUCGCUAUUCACCCCGGGUUUAUCCGCGUCGACGAGGUCCCGCGGGAAGAAGAAGAUCGCCAAGGAGACGAAGGAGCCUAACAUUUGUGUGAUCGAAGGCAGACAAGCACCUAUAUACUGUUACUGCGACAGCAACGCCAUUAAAAAUGCUACUGAGGCUACUUGUGUGGUGCUCAACCCUUUCAACUCGAACGAUCCAACCUGGAACUACUUCAAUUCGCAGAUAUACCUUCAGAAAUUGACGUUCAUCGUUAGAACGCCGAACGGGUUGGAUUAUAUAUCUGUACCGGUGCUGAGGCAAUUAAAGAACCUGCAUGUCAUCUCGUUCCAAGAUGCAAAUAUCGAAGAAUUGACCGAAUACGCGUUCUCGAAUCUACCUACGAUCGGGGAGAUCAAUUUGAACAGAAAUUCGAUCGCUACAUUGAGGAUGCACGCGUUCGAAAACAUGAAGAAUCUGUCGAUGAUCAAUUUGGACGAGAAUCGGAUCACUGAGAUCAACAGAGACACAUUCGUCAAUCUGCCCUCGCUGAAAAUCCUCUACCUGAACGAGAACAACAUCAGCACCCUGCACGAUAAGGCAUUCAAGCAUUUAACCUCGUUAGAGGAACUCGAGCUGUUCGAUAAUCAGAUUAAAGUGAUAACAGCGGACAGUUUUCACGGUCUGAGGAAUUUGAUCCGGCUGGACCUUCGUAACAAUUUGAUUGCAAUGAUCGGUGAUCGUACAUUCAUCGAGAUGCCAUCGCUCAGAGAAUUGGAACUCGAUCAGAACGAGAUCGUGUACAUAUCGGAGAAGGCAUUGGAUGGUAUGAGGAACCUGAAGAAGCUACGACUCAGUGAUAAUAAGUUGGUUACCCUGGAACCAGAUUUCCUCGCUGGAGCACCUGGAGUUUACUUCCUGGAUCUCAGGGAUAAUCUUCUGAAGACGAUCACCUUCGACAAUGUGAAGCCCAUUGUGACCAACCUGUACAACAGCACCAGCCAUUUUUACCUGAGCGGAAAUAAACUGAUCUGCGACUGUAAAUUGGCAUGGAUCUGGGGGCUGAGGAACGAGACGAAGAACCGGAAGCUACGAGUCGGCCUGGAGGAACUCACUUGCUUCCUGGAGAGCCAUAACACGACUCUGAAGAUCAACAACGAGAAUCACGAAUGGAACGAGGCACUCGAGAUUGCACGAAAUCAAGAAGAAUAUCUUGCUGGAAACUCAAGAGGUGGUAGCGUCGACGAAGACGACGCUUACUUGGGCGACGAGUACGAGGGUAAAGAUGGAUACGAGGAUUCCUCCUCAAAUUCCGAUUUUCAGCCGAAGAUGCUGAUGCUGGAAGGGAAGAUGGGUUACGUGAAGAAUUUAUUCGAUUUAAAAUUAGAGGAACUCCCAUGCCCGGAGCCCUCGAGAGAGGACUUAAUGGCAUCCGAGCAACCCUCGGGUCGCCACGAGAACGCUCGUGUCGGUUCGUCAGGGUCUAUCUGGUCCUCUUCAUCGUCCAAACCUGUUCAUCUCGAUUUAUCCGUCCUCGCGUGUUCCCUGAUUCUUUUCUUGUCGGUAUUAUUCACGUAGAAGAGGCUUUGCUCAUCAAACGACCCACGAAACAGAUCAGAAGGACGGCCCGUGGACGAGGACGAGGACGUUUCUCGGUAUUCUGAAAUAUAAGCGUGUAUUAUCUAACGAAUCGCGCUGGUGUGUGCGUGUGGGUGUCGUGUGUGUCCUCGGAGACUCGAUGAUGAUCUAACGAAUUUAGGACACUUCGAACGGCCUGUACGAAAUGAAAAUGAAAGAGGUGGCUCUUCGUCGUCUCCUAAGAGGACAUCUUGUUAUCAGUGGAAUCAUUUUGAUGAGACUUCAGUAUGUUGAUGAUAAUUGAUGGAGAAGGUUGUGCAAUGAUCGAGCUCAUGAUUUUUUAGAAAUUGAGUACAUUUUCAAUUUUUCAGACAUUUGACAAUAUUUCAUUGGUAGGUAAUUGAAAUUGUAACUUAAAAUUCCAGGUGGGCAUUGCGAAUAAUUUAGAGUUCAAAGCUGAUAAUAAUUUCAAAAUUAAAUCUUCAAUUUUGAAAGAACAGUAAUAAUUUGAUUGCUAAUUAAUAUUGGAGAUUAAAACUUCAAGUAGACGUUUUGAAGAAUUAAAAUUAGGAUGUAAGCUGGUUAUGCUUUUAAGUAAUGAAGCUUUCAAAUUUUGGAGAUAAAUAUAAAAAUGAAAUUUUAAUUUCUAUAUCAAAAGGCACCAUCAAUUAUAAAGCUCAUGAGCUGUCAUUUUGACAAACAGCUAGAAGUGUGUCUCGAGUUUGACGGAGACGACGUUGAGUCGAAUCACUUGUUUCUUUCCGGCGAUCAGGAUGCCACGAGUGAUUCCAUUGUCGUGAAAGUAUCAUUCAAAAGCUUGUGAAUCGGUGAGGACACGUCGGAAACGUGGUGAAUUGGAUAUCGAGCGUGAUACCACGAGAAAACACCAACGCCUGGAAGUGUUUGAACAUCCUCAAAAGAAGGUACACUCUGAUUCAAUUUCUAUAUCCUGUCUUUGUAUGAUAUCUUUUUAGUAACCAUUUUUUUUUUCGGGGUAUCUCUUAUUCUGACGAUUCUAUUCUUUAGAAUAUUUAUAUACUCGUUGGGAAAAAGUCUUCGUGGUGAAAUCCUGAAACAUUUCAAAGAAUUUUCUUUUAUAAAAUUAUAAGUAUUUAUAUUAAUCAAAUUUUUGAAGAAUUUGAAUUUUUACAAGAAUUUUUAAAUAGAAUUAAUUCUCUUUCGUUUAUCAAUUUAGUAAUUAACGCACAAAUUUUAAUAUUCCCAUUAUAUAAUAUUGGCACCCUCUUUGUAUUAACAAAAGUGUUUGGUUUUAACAAAGAUACUUUACCGCGUUAAAAUCAUAAUUAAUAUUGAAGAUAUUCUAAUCAAAAGGGACAUUAAUAUAUCGAGCCUGCUAAAAUUGAAUAAUUUGCAUUUCGGAAUUAAUUGUAAUAUCAUUGCUCAUAUAAUAGAAACAACAAUCAUAUUGUAAUUAACAUAAUCAGUACCACUAAUCGUCAUAAAAUAAUCCCCCUAUUAUGUUCAUAAAGAUAGGAUAUAUUGUUGAGUCAAACCCUUUGAGGGACCCUUUUACAAUAAAUCCCACAGAUAAAAUGCAGUAGUAAAAUUUUUAAUCCAAUUUGAAUAAAAUUCAAUACGAAAUAAAUUCUACAAAUAUUGUUAGAUCAAAUAAACCGUUUCACAGUAAAUUCCACAAAAAUAUUCCAAUAGUAAAAUUUUUAAUUCAAUUUAAGUAAAAUUCAAAAUGAAAUGUACCAAAAUACGAAUAGAAAUAAAUCUUCUAUUGUCUGGUCAAAAUAUUUUUGAAGUCCAGUGAAACGAAGACUUUUUCGAUCGAGUUCAGAUCAUCGUCGCUUGCCUUGUUCGCAUACACGCAAACGCACACACAUAUAAGAUUGUUUUCCACGAGGCCAUGGCGAUUUCAGGCCAAACGUGUCGGUUCUCGCGAGAAUUUCGUUUCACUCGCGAAUCGAGUUCGACGAUGGGAAUAGAAGAAAAGUUGGUCGGUGGACGAUCCACGUUUAGUCAAUUCCCCGUGCAAUCGCGCCGGUUUUAUCGGCGUCGAGAUCGUCGUAGAUCGAGAAACUCUCGAAUUUCCGUGUCUCCGUCGCCUUUGAAACGCACAAAACUUUUCGAGACUCGAAAACUCCUUUGAAACGAUCGUUCCAAGAGUGGCAACGUUACCACCAAAAAUCUCUUACCGAUUUCAAAAUCAUCCCAUCACUGUCCAUUUCCUUUUUUUUUUCUUAUCUAAAUAUUCCAUUCGAAAUCGAAACGAAAAAUGUUGAAUUCAUCAUUUUUAUAUCAAUGAUCUCGACGUCUACGACGAUUCGAAUUUCCGGUGAAUCGUAUUUCCGACUUCAGCAGAAUCGCGACUAUACAUUAGAUGAAUAAAUUACCGAAAAUUCCGAGGCGUCGUGAUCGUUCCCUCCGAAUCGUGUCUACGUCGUCCCUUCGUCUCCGUCGAGGCUCCUUCAGCGAGCAACGUGUUAAUUGCGACGCCUAAUUGAACGUCAGACAAUCGAGAGCGAGCUCGUCGCCCUGAACAGAAUCUUCGUACGGAAUUUUCUAUGGUGUACAGCCGGACGAGGUGUAAAACGAGACGAUAAAAGAGCUGCGUGCUCGAGGAAUCGAUGCCUCACGAUGAUAUCGUCGUUGCUUUUGUAUCAUAGACGAGCGUUUCUUCUUCGGAUGAUUAUCUGUGAGUACCUUUGUUUCCGCUUCAUUUCAAAAUCUCAUCCCUCCCCACUUCUUUUUUUUAUUGUGCCAUCCCUUAGAUGUUAACUUAUUAUUCAUAGCUGUUAGAUAGAAGGAUUUUUAGGCUACUGUACAUUGCUCGUGCGAUUUUCGUGGAAAUUGUUUAAUUUUUUUCUUUGAAGUUGUUGGAUUACAGUUUGACAAAAUUACGAUAUAUUAAGUAUCGAUUUUUAAUAAUUUUAACAAAUUUUCAAUUGGGGAAAAAUAAAAGGUAUAGAGUUAAUUUACAUAAAUUAUAAAGUUGAAAAUUACCAAUUUUUUGCAAAGUCAAAACUCUUAUCCAUCAUCUUCAAAUAGAUCGAACAUUUUCCACGAAAAGCACAUUAAAUUUAUGACCAAAUAUAAUCACGCCUAAGUUCGAUCGCCUUCUAAUUAACUAAAUUAGCAAAUCCUGUGUGAGAUCGAUGGACCACGAACAAACUUGUCGAAUCAAUCGCCGAUUUCAAUUGUUUCUCGCUAGAAAUGGUUCCCCGCGUCGCUUUUAUCGUAACGUGAAACGAACGAAGAAUGAUAAUCCAUCGUGUCAGGAAAUUGGUCCCUGAUAAGGUGGACGACCGAUUGAUAACGUGGAGUAUCGCUUGCCCCAGCGCGAUCUAGCAACAGAGGACAGAAUAGCUAAAAAAAAAAAAAAAUUAUCGAUAAUGUUGAGAUUGUUUGUCAUAGUAUAUGCGUUAUCAUAAUAUAUAGAGUAUCGCGAUAUAUAGUAUAUGAAUGGUCGGACUGCAAAAUGACGUGGCCGGAGACGACGGGGUUUCAAGUUAAUGGAUAUUGAAAUUUGAAGAUUUUAACCCUUUACAAUCAAAAAUUAGAAAAUAUACUAUAAUUGAUUUAAGUGUACGGAUUUAUUUGAAUGGGAUGAAUUUUAGAAAUUUUCUAUAGGGAAAGGGUUGGUUGAACAGUUUCUGAUCGUAAAGGGUUAAUCGCUUCAAGAAGAACAAGUAUGGAAGUUGAUCCAACGAAUUAUACCGUGAAAAUCUUUUCUAUUCUAAUUCUAUCUCACCAGUGUCGUUAAAUAUUGGAAACGUGAUAUGGCAGGAGGAUUAUUUGAAUGCUAGAGGAAUAUUUUGUUCAGAAUUUUAAAAAAAUAAUAAACAGCGUAUCAUUUUUUCAAAAAAUUAUUAGUUGGUUAAAAUUCAUACUUUGAAGAUAAUGACGAGGUAAUAGAGUAGGUAAUUGUAGUAAAUAAUUAUAUUCAAUUUAUAUUGAAUUUUAAUUGAAACAAUGAAUAAAUGCAGCAGCUUGUAAUCUAAAUUUAUUCGUUAAGAAGGAAAAUUAAAUUAGCAUGAAGGAGAAAUCUCUUAGAAUAUAAUAAGAUAUUCCUGAGAUAAUAAUUCGCAAUCAGAAAUACUGCUGUCUGUAUAUUGAGAAACUUAUUCCAAUUAUAAAAGAAAAAUGUUAAAGUUUAAAUUGAAUAAAAUACUCGAGCAUUUCUGAAAUAUUCUUUAAAAAACGUAAGCUAAAAAUAUUACUCGUUAACGAUGUAGAUUCUGAAUCCUCGAAAAAAUUUUUUAAUUAAAUGAAAAUUUGUACAGAAAACUGAAUCAGAAAAGAGAGUUAUGAAGUCUCCACUUAAUAAUCUGUUUAAAUUUACAAGUUGAAGUUGAACUUCAAAGAACAAUAUACUUUUUCUUCUAAAUAUUACUUCGGAUUCACUGCAAAAAAUUCUGUAAUUAAGUGAACAAAUUAACAAAGAAAAAUUACUCAUUAGCUUUAUAAAAUAUGCAAAGAAGAAUGUUUCCAUGAAUAUCACAGAAUUUUUAUAAAUUAUAAAUGAAAAUUCAUUUUGAUUAAUUGAUUACCAUAGUCAAUUAUAUACCAUAUUUGACCAUAGUCAAAUUGGUCACCAGUAAUUAGUGCUAAAAAUUUAAUUGAUUUGAAUAAUCAGAGAUUAAAAUGGAGCAUUAAAAUUGCAAUUCAAUCUAGUUUGUAACAGAGUGUUUUUCCUCCUGUCAUUUCGAGUGAUUUUCGCUUAAACUCUUCAUCAUCGUCAUUGUCGUCAUCGUCAAAAGCGUCCUGCAAAAUGGCAUUUUGUGGCACGACGUCUGUUGUCAAUCGAGACGCACGCACGCGUACAAAGGGAGACAAAAAGAUGAAAAAGUAGAUAUAAAUAUAUAUAAAGAGAGAGAGAGAUGAAAGAAAAAGAGAGAACAAUAGAAUUAUGCGGGGUUACCGCGUGCGCCACGUUAUUCCGUAACACCUUGACUGCCGCAGUGGAAAUGGCCAUACGUAGUACGGCACAUUGUAAUAACGAUUACUAUGCACACCAUUAUCCUAAUUUUCACCUUUUAAUUUCCUACUUUUACACUAUUAACCAUUGUCUUAAUAUGAAGGUAUCUGUAUCCACUUUGACAUUUAAAAAAGUGAUUUAUUUCAAAAUCGUUUUGCACAUUUUUAGGUCUAUAUUCCAUGUCAAUUUUAAUACUUUGAUAUUUUACUAUAAAAUAUAAAAUGGUCAAAGGGUUAAACAGGACACUUAUGAAUAUUUUCAU
Osmia bicornis bicornis is the source of this 7626-nucleotide messenger RNA. RefSeq names its product connectin-like (gene Con). The record is from RefSeq and is a predicted model, not a curated record. Gene Ontology annotation, cellular component: plasma membrane. NCBI's taxonomy places the organism in Eukaryota, Metazoa, Arthropoda, Insecta, Hymenoptera, Megachilidae. The transcript has 12 exons. Gene Ontology annotation, molecular function: protein binding. The coding region runs from base 815 to 2419 and encodes 534 amino acids.